UCCAUGCAGCCCCGGGCCCCGCGCGCUCCGGCUCCGCCCCUGCUGCUCCCUCCUCUUCCUCAGCUGCAUCUUCAUCCUCCAUCCUCCAUCAUGUCUGCUCUUCCCGCGUGAAGCUGGGACAAACCCGGGAUGAAGCGCGUCUCCCCCCGCCGCCGAUGGCCGCCCGCAUGCCGGGUCGGGUAGCCUCGCGGACGGUUGUCUCUGCGGCUCGGUUCGGUCCAGAAACGGUCGUGUGGUUCGGGCCCCCUUCGCGUUGCUGCGCCACGGAUUGUUUACGCGCUGAGUGAUGAAGACGCAGCAGCUCGGGAUGAAGAAGAGGAGCUACAGCGAUGCCGAACCUCGUCCCGGCCCCCCCACAGCGGAGUAGCCAUGGUGCUGGAUCAGUCAGCAGACAGGUUUGGAGUCAACCCCUCCCUCUACGCGCCGGCGUUCAUGUAUCAGAUGUCAUUUAACUUUUCCAAGAGAGAAAACUCCACUGUCCUGGCAACCUUCCCGACAUCCACGCUCUGCAGCCUCCAGGGCGCCUCCUCCAGCCAGCCCAACGCCUCCUCCGCCUCCUAUGAACUGACGUCAGGGGAGGUGGCCGCUCUGGGCCUGGUCUUCGGGGUUCUCUGGCUGGUCUCCAUUCUGGGGAACGCCCUGGUCUGCCUGGUCAUUCACCGCAGCCGAAGGACCCAGUCCACCACCAACUAUUUCGUAGUGUCUAUGGCCUGCGCCGACCUGCUGAUGAGCCUCGGGUGCGCUCCCUUCGUACUCCUCCAGGUGGCGUCAGGUCGAUGGCCCCUGAGUGCCGCUGCCUGCAAACUAGUGCGCUACAUGCAACACCUGUGCCCAGGCGUUCAGGUUUACGUCUUGCUCUCCAUCUCCGUGGACCGUUUCUACACGAUUGUCUAUCCUCUCAGCUUCAAAGUGUCCCGGGAGAAGGCCAAGAAGAUGAUCCUGGCUUCGUGGCUGUUUGACGCCGCCUUUGUGUCGCCGUGCCUCUUCUUCUACGGGUCUUCGUCUAUAGACAGUCAUUGUGACUUUUUCCUCUCAGACAGCUGGGACAGUAUAGCCUACGCUGCCGUCCACCUCCUGGUUGGCUUCCUGGUCCCGGCGGCGCUGAUCGUGUCCUUCUACCAGCGGGUAGUGCGGUAUAUCUGGAGGAUCAGCGACGGCCACACGGUGCGCCGCACAAUGAACAUUGUUCCACGGACUAAAGUCAAGACCAUCAAGAUGUUCCUGAUGCUCAAUUCCGUCUUUUUCCUCACCUGGAUGCCCUUUUAUGUGGCUCAGCUGUGGCACCCGCGGGAGUCCGGAGGAGCCAGCCGGCAGGGACUGCUGUUCUUUACUGCCAUCGCCUGGAUCUGCUUCAGCUCCACGGCCUCCAAACCCACCCUGUACUCGGUCUACAACGCCAACUUCAGGCGCGGCAUGCGGGAAACCUUCUGCAUGUCGUCCAUGAAGUGUUACCGCAGUAACGCCUACACCAUCACUGCCAGCUCCCGCGUAGCCAAGAAGAACUAUGUGGGCGUGGUGGACAUCCCGGUGCAGGCCAAGCCGGCCACCAAGGAGGCUGUGUACGACGCCUUCGGCAGGGAGGCCAAAGACAAGAAGGUGGCUUGGCCUACCAACAGCAACCCCCCGAACACGUUUGUGUGAGCGGACUGGCCUGAGCUCCCCCCUCACCUGAACUGAACCAGUGAUGGCAGGUGAGCUAACCAGAGGCUAAGCUCCUCCCCACGGUUCGCAGAGGAUCUCGGAAAGCAAGAAGGGCUUUUUCCUCCCAGCAGCCAUCGUUUUUAUACAGCACAGUCGGACCAGAAUCCUUGCUCGGUGUCGUGCUGCGAUGGAUUAUUUUUGUUGUGAACGCCACAAUUUAGGUGUUUUGAUAACGUUGAAUUGUUAGCCAGCUGUAGCCAACUAUCAGUGAACUGUUGUAAUCGCAUCUAUUUUGCUAAUGUGGUGUUUGUGGUAGCAGCUAACGCUAGUAAAGGCUUAUCCAUCACUGACAUCACGUGGUUCAAUGCUUCAGUCUGUGGGAGGGGCCAACUCACCGCCACUAAACCAGCGGAGGUUUGAGAGGUUUUUUUAAUCUCUUGGUCUCCAGGAAAAUCUCUGGGUAGUCUCGCUAGCCGGAUCUUCCCACAACAGACGAGCUGGAAAAAAUUUGUUACCAUAUUUUCUGCACUAAAAGGGGCAUCGGAUUAUAAAACGCAGAAGAGUCAGAGAGAAGUCUGUCUGUCAGACUUAUGUAACUCUAUUCACGCGUUUUAACACGGUACAUGUUAGCCACGUUAGCUCCUUUAGGAGGAGGAAGAGGAGGUGGAGGUGAAGGAGGAAGAGGAGGUGAAGGAGGAAGAGGAGGUGGAGGAGGAGGUGAAGAAGAAGGAGGAGGUGAAGGAGGAGGUGGAGGAGGAGGAGGAGGUGGAGGUAAUGAGCCAGUGAAUCCAGUGAAAGUCUGGGUCUCCUCAUCAGAGAAGCUGCUGCCCUCUAGUGGCUGGAUGUGCUCGGUCGUCAUGGUAACGGUGAGCCGUCUCCAGCUCUAACAGUUGCUGAAUCCUGAUCCGCAGCUGAAGAUCCACACAGGCUCAGAGGAAAGAAGAAACAGGAAGUUGUCAGGAAACUGAUGAAGGUUGUUAAUUAAAGGGCCUCAUCUGCUAUCAUCAGCCCUCCAGAGGAAACUAAAUCUAUAUGUACUAUAUAUGUUUAUGAUCACAUAUGAGCUUUGGCACACCACAGAACUAAUUAUUUGUGAAAUAUUAGCUAUUUUUCUGAACUCUUUUCCAUCCAGAGGUAAAACGACUCGAUCUCAGAGGCUCCGCCUUUCACUCCUUGUGGGUGCCGCCCAUUUCAUGAUGUCAUCCUGUAAGUUUGUAAAGAUGUGGAUAUAAAAUAAAAGUGUUUAGUCGA
Oryzias melastigma (Indian medaka) is the source of this 2892-nucleotide messenger RNA. RefSeq names its product G protein-coupled receptor 19 (gene gpr19). Gene Ontology annotation, cellular component: plasma membrane. The record is from RefSeq and is a predicted model, not a curated record. The coding region runs from base 370 to 1641 and encodes 423 amino acids. The transcript is spliced from 2 exons. NCBI's taxonomy places the organism in Eukaryota, Metazoa, Chordata, Actinopteri, Beloniformes, Adrianichthyidae. Gene Ontology annotation, biological process: G protein-coupled receptor signaling pathway. Gene Ontology annotation, molecular function: G protein-coupled receptor activity.